Molecule: messenger RNA, 927 nt
Organism: Aspergillus fischeri NRRL 181
Lineage: Eukaryota; Fungi; Ascomycota; Eurotiomycetes; Eurotiales; Aspergillaceae
Exons: 1
Coding region: 1-927 (308 amino acids)
Source: RefSeq, a predicted model, not a curated record
AUGGCUAGACCUAACGAGACCCCUCUUGGACCCGAGAAUCGAACCGAAUCUCAAAAUGAGAAUGACCAAGAACAGCGCGCUGAGCCUGCCUGCAGAUUCUCUAGACGUCUGACUGCACUACUUAGCCAGACGAAGAAUGGAGGAUUCAAUGAAGACACCAACGAACUCGCAGAAAGUAUCUCCUACGAAGAAUUCACUGCUCACUGGCAGACAGACCCUGUCCGCUGCUGGGAAGCCAUUAUCCGCAUCUACACUGACCUGGAUGCAAAGGCUACCCUAUGCCGUGACGAAGCGACCCUCCUGAACGAGCAGCUUAUCGAGAUCCAGAACGAGGUGGAUACCCUUAAGGACCAGAAAGAACAGAUUACUAUCGAACGUGAUCAGACCCUGGAUCAGCUACACGCUGUCAACGUCGUACGCGAGGAGAUACAGACCAGACUGGAAGAGAUUACCCGCGAACGGAACGAAUUUGCCCUGCAAGUAGCCCGUGGAUCUAGCGCAGGAAACACUGGUUCCCAGGCCUCGGCCGCCAGUGGUAAGUCGGCAAAGAUUCCAGACCCCCCUCUCCUCAGCGAUGGGAAGGAUCCCCGUUUUGAAGAUUGGCUACUAGCCAUAAAGCAAAAGCUUCAGGCGAAUGCUGAUCACUACCCAAACCCCAUGAUGAGAAUUACCUACAUCACUAGCCGGACUGAGGGCAAUGCCCGGAAGCACAUCACCCCUCGUCUCCGCGAAAAUGCUGUUAACCCAUACCAGGAUGCCACUGAUCUCCUUAAGCACCUCGAGAACGUGUUCGCGGACCCAAAUCGUGAGAGAGUUGCGAAGCAGAAGUACAAUACUCUCUAUAUGAAGCCCUCUACCAAGUGGAAUGAUUUCAUUUCAGAAUUCCUUUACCUUGCAGCCGAGGCAGGAGUUCCAGAAGACUCCUAG